GAGCGCACCGAAUAAUAUUCAACCCUACAUGGCGUUACCAGGAUUGAUGCUUGCUGCGACUAGUCCAUCUCUGUGGCAACCGCCCUCUCUUGGGAUGUUGACCAUGCCUUCUGAGAACUGGUGCGCUCGCUGUAAGACAAGUUUCCGCAUGACCAGUGAUCUCGUCUACCACAUGCGAACAUACCACAAGAGGGAGAACCUGACAACAGGUGGUAGCGGUACAGUGGACGAAGCUGCAGUCAGCAGUGGCGGCAACGUCACAGAGAAAGAUGACAAGCAAGAUGGAGACAAAACUGGUGAUGAGAAAACCCUUCGUUGCAAGGUGUGUAAGGAGACAUUCCGAGAGAGACAUCACCUGACACGUCACAUGACGUCACAUGUCAGGUGAUCUAUCCUUGAAUAUGAACUUCGGAGAAAAAACAAACAAACAGACGUUUGUAUACAUAGAUAUAAAAGAACAUUAAAUAUGCAUGCGAAAAGUCUAACAUCUAAUAUACAAACAUUACAUGAUUUGUAAAUAUAGAAAUUAGAAUAUACAAAACAUUCCCAUCAAAACUUGAAAUCUUAUACUAUAGACCUUUCAUGAUCCGAUAAAUUCCACGACAUGACUAUAUAAUGUCGUUUAAAAAUCAAAUUACCCCUCCUAUUACGCUAUUAUUGUUUGUGUCCUAUUUUAAUUCUGUUCAACAGAAUUCUUGGUGUGU
Messenger RNA from Lytechinus variegatus (green sea urchin), 704 nucleotides. Its product is annotated as zinc finger protein 488-like. Gene Ontology annotation, biological process: regulation of DNA-templated transcription. Gene Ontology annotation, cellular component: nucleus. The transcript has a single exon. Lineage: Eukaryota; Metazoa; Echinodermata; Echinoidea; Temnopleuroida; Toxopneustidae. The record is from RefSeq and is a predicted model, not a curated record. The coding region runs from base 29 to 388 and encodes 119 amino acids.